AAAAUAUUUUUUUAAAAAGGUUCCUAUAAAAGGACUUUUAAAUGUAUUAGGUAAGUAAAUAAAUGAAUUUAAUAUGAUGGGUAAAGCUAUAAUAUAUUUAAAUUAACCAUUGCAUUUAGUGUCAAACGACAUAUGAUAUCGCUUAGAAGAGCACUUAAGAAAUUUUUUAAACUGAAAGUAAAUCUUUUGGCUUUCUUUCAAGUAUUUUUAAGGUAUAAAGUAUUUUUCUUAAGGUUUUAUGUUUACUAUAUUUAGUUUACUAUAUAUAAGUGUUUUUCAAAAGGCUUCAAGGCCAUCAUAUAAUACCAAGGAUAGCAGGUCUUAUAAAAACCGCAACAGUGAUUUCAAACAAACUCUUCCGAAAGGUAAUUAUUACCCGGAAUACAUUUCCAUUCGCGACCACGAUGGCGGUUGGAAUAGUUGGCACUGGUUUUUCUGAUAGAUAUUCUAUGUUUUUAUCUCAAAUUCAAAUGUGAAUUGAAACAAGUCAAUCCAGAUCCAGUCCCAGUUCCAGGCCCAGUGCAUCUGUACAUAUGUUGCGUGACGAUCCGUUGCCGCAGAAGACAAAUGUGUGGCCCACGUACAGGGUGACCAUUAUAAUGCUCCUUCUCGGCCAGGUUCAGGUGGCAGUGGCCAUGGAGAUAAAACCCCUGAAAAAAUUUCUAGCGGAGCGCUACUACCUCAGCCUGAUCCAGUUCUUCAUCAGCUUUCUGUCCAUUCAACUCUACGGAUUCUUCUACAGCAUUAUAGUUAAGAAGCCCGUGUGGGCUCGAGUCAUGGCGGGUCUUUGGACGUACGAGGUGAACACAAUGUCCAUCAUGAAACCGGCAAAGAGAGCACCACACAUGUGCCUCAUCAUGUCCUUCUUCCUCACCAUCGUCAUAAUGAUCAUUGGUGUUAUAUACGGGAAUAAGGCAACUAACCAUCGAAAAGGACUCUUUGAGCAAGGUGAUCCUGUGGAGCGAGCGAAUAUUUGUACUCACUUGUUUUGGCAUCAUCGUGUGCGCCGAAAUGAGGCGGGUUGCCAUCGAGUUUCCCACCCUGCUUGUUUACACCCUGAUCUCGAAUGUGUUCGUCAUUAUAUUCGCCGCCUCGAUGCGAAGGCCGGACUUCUUCCGUCCGGAUUCAAGCGGCGAUCACAUUUUGAUCGGCCAACUGUACUACCUCAACGCCUUCGCUCUGUACAUGGGAUACGUGUGGACGACGUCCUCGUUCCUGGAGCUGAUGGAAUGGGACGUGUCGGCUGUGGGUAUAAUCAAGUCCCUAUUUUACAAGAAAGACGUCCAAUGAGUGCGACGCAUGCGCGGACUAUCGGAACAGCUGGGACGGAAUGUUUACGCGAGGUGAGGCUAACUCAUCUCUGGUGCGGCAGUUGCUCAGUGCCUCGUCGUCGAUGGGGCAAGUUUGUCAGGGUUACGCGACUCUGGUCGUUUCGGUUCGAUUCGGUUUGCCGGAAAAUCGAUAGCUGUUUUCUUGGCACGCGCAAUUUACCCAUUGUCGCUAAAUGUAAAUAAAUGGAUUUCUUUGUGAAACGUUUCGACAAUA
Molecule: messenger RNA, 1545 nt
Organism: Drosophila ficusphila
Lineage: Eukaryota; Metazoa; Arthropoda; Insecta; Diptera; Drosophilidae
Exons: 5
Coding region: 534-1514 (326 amino acids)
Source: RefSeq, a predicted model, not a curated record